Molecule: messenger RNA, 2623 nt
Organism: Melopsittacus undulatus (budgerigar)
Lineage: Eukaryota; Metazoa; Chordata; Aves; Psittaciformes; Psittaculidae
Gene: CCNY
Product: cyclin Y
Exons: 10
Coding region: 167-1192 (341 amino acids)
Biological process (GO): regulation of canonical Wnt signaling pathway; regulation of cyclin-dependent protein serine/threonine kinase activity
Cellular component (GO): plasma membrane; cytoplasmic cyclin-dependent protein kinase holoenzyme complex
Molecular function (GO): protein kinase binding; cyclin-dependent protein serine/threonine kinase activator activity
Source: RefSeq, a predicted model, not a curated record
CGCGGGGAUCCGCCGGCCAGUGCAGCCGCAGGGCGCCGCAGCCGCCGCCUCUUCCCCCGCCGCUUUUCCUCGUCUCCGGCGCUGCCCAUGGCUUCCCGCCGCCCCUGCUGACCGGCCGCCCCUCGCCUUCUCCCGAGCCGAGCCGGGCCGGGGCAGGGCAGAGAAGAUGGGGAACACCACCUCCUGCUGCGUCUCCUCCAGCCCCAAGCUGCGCAGGAAUGCCCACUCCCGCCUGGAGUCCUACCGCCCCGAGGCCGAGCUGAGCCGGGAGGACACGGGCUGCAACCUGCAGCACAUCAGCGACCGGGAGAACAUAGACGAUUUGAACAUGGAAUUCAACCCAUCAGAUCAUCCACGAGCCAGUACGAUAUUUCUCAGUAAAUCACAAACAGAUGUGAGAGAAAAACGCAAGAGUCUCUAUAUAAACCACCAUCCUCCUGGGCAGUUGAGAAGGAAGUACAGUUCCUGCUCCACUAUUUUCCUGGAUGACAGCACAGUCAGUCAGCCAAACCUCAAGUAUACCAUCAAAUGUGUAGCUCUUGCAAUAUAUUACCACAUCAAAAACAGGGAUACAGACGGAAGAAUGCUCUUAGAUAUUUUUGAUGAAAACCUUCAUCCCCUUUCGAAAUCCGAAGUGCCACCAGACUAUGACAAACAUGACCCGGAGCAGAAACAGAUUUACCGCUUUGUUCGGACGUUGUUUAGUGCUGCUCAACUGACUGCUGAAUGUGCCAUUGUCACCCUGGUAUACCUUGAAAGACUUUUAACUUAUGCAGAAAUAGAUAUUUGUCCAGCAAACUGGAAACGAAUUGUAUUGGGUGCAAUUCUACUGGCAUCCAAAGUUUGGGAUGACCAGGCAGUGUGGAACGUGGAUUACUGCCAGAUCCUGAAAGAUAUCACAGUCGAAGACAUGAAUGAGCUGGAACGCCAGUUUCUUGAGCUGUUGCAAUUCAAUAUCAAUGUUCCCUCCAGUGUUUAUGCCAAGUAUUAUUUUGAUUUGCGUUCCCUGGCAGAAGCAAAUAACCUGAGUUUUCCUUUGGAGCCCCUCAGCAGGGACAGGGCAUAUAAACUUGAGGCCAUUUCCCGCUUGUGUGAAGAUAAAUACAAGGACUUCAGGAAAGCCGCAAAGAAACGGUCAGUCAGUGCUGACAAUCUGACUGUGGUUAGAUGGUCCCCUGCUAUUAUCUCCUAACAGAGGAGACUGGAAUAUUCCUAUGGACGUACUGUUUCAUCCAUCCAUUUUUUUUCGGGGUGGGCUGGGGGCGGGGGGCUAAAGAAAAAAAAGACUUUUGAUUUUUUUAUUUUUAAAUCUGUCAAGCUGCCUUUACAGUGCCUCCCCAUUGUGUAGCACACAAGUACAUACCUAGUGGAAGGAGAAAUGGAGAAAGCCGUGUUCGGGAGAGAAGAUGGGCAACGAUUCUUUUCUCACUCUCGCUAACAGCUUUACCCCUUUUAUGAGGAAACUGCGAAUUGGGUGCUUGGAAGAAGAAACGAAAAAUGAAGUAGAGGCAGAAAUAUAUGUGGGAACUGUGCCAUUUUCUAAUAAGCUGUACUCAUGAAGAGAAAUGGCAGCAUGCAAACAAACCAUGUAGUCAGAUGACUGUGCACUAGAGGAAUGAAAUUGCGAGAGUUCCAUCAUAAAGGUUUCUCUUAAUAUCUUUUUUAUUUUGUGUUGGGUUUUUUUUGUUUUUUCAUUCCUCAUUGCUGCUUCCCAGGAUAAAUUCUUCCCUUUGCACAGCGAGAAAUACGAAGUCUGUAUUUACAGUAGCACAAGCCCCUGAAUAAAUAGUGUCGGGUUUUUUCACUGCACUUUUCUCUGUAAGCUGUCUUAUUAGCAUUAUUCUUUAUAAUUAUUAUGCAUAUGUUAUAUUUCUUGUAUGCCUUUUAUUGUAUUUCAAAAGAGAGAACUUGACCAUAGUGCUGAACCAAAAGUGUGUACAGGGAUCAGAAGAUCUUCGUAAUUUCAUGAUGUGUUUUAUUUAUAGUAUACUUGGGUGCGUGUGCCUUCCUGAGUUCUUGGAAUCAUUUAUUUUUCCUUAAUAUAAAGAUACAGUUAUUAAAGUAUUCAGAUGAUGAUGAUAAGACUUGGGCCAAAUCUCUGAAAUUUGCAACAGAUCUUGUGAUCCUUUUUGCAGAUUUUCAUAGCAUUAGAAGUUUAGCAGAAUUCAUUCUGAGGGAGAUUAUUUUGGUUUUGUAUGGCCUGACUAGUUCAUUCCUUCACCUCCAGGUCCAUUGUUGCAAGCAAUAUUCUCAAUUUUUAUAUGUUUACUUUAAAUCAAAGUGAGCCUCUUUGUAUAAAAUAAAAAAUAAUAAAAAAAAUGUUGUUCCAGUGAGAAGGCCUGUGGAAGAGCAGGAUAAAAAUCUUAACAAGAUACUUGUCACAAAUAGAUUUGAUUUUGAAACUAAAAUACAAACCCUCAUGUUCUUCAACCUAGGUGCUUAUAGAAAUUAACAGUAAACGAGCUGUGAACAUAAUUUUCAACUCUGAUUAUUAUGCUCUUCUGUUGUUGUUACUACUAGUUCCCUCUUACCAUGGCUGUUGCCCCCUUGGAAUUUGUAAGAACCUUUCAUAGGAAAUAACUUGUCAGUAUAAGCAUUUGCUUUUAUCAUUUCCCAGGGUGAC